ACUAGCAUGGAGGUGAAGAACUUUGCAGUUUGGGAUUAUGUUGUAUUUGCAGCCCUUUUUAUUGUUUCCUCUGGAAUUGGGGUUUUCUUUGCUAUUAAGGAGAGAAAAAAGGCAACUUCUCGGGAGUUCCUGGUAGGGGGAAGACAAAUGAGCUUUGGCCCUGUAGCCUUGUCUCUGACAGCAAGCUUCAUGUCUGCUGUCACUGUCCUGGGGACCCCUUCAGAUGUGUACCGCUUUGGGGCCUCCUUCAUACUCUUCUUCAUUGCAUAUACACUUGUCAUCAUCUUCACGUCAGAGCUCUUUCUGCCGGUGUUCUACAGAUCUGGCAUCACCAGCACUUAUGAGUAUUUACAACUACGAUUCAACAAGCCAGUUCGCUAUGCAGCAACAGUCAUUUACAUAAUUCAGACGAUUCUUUACACUGGAGUGGUUGUGUAUGCUCCUGCCCUGGCACUCAAUCAAGUGACUGGGUUUGAUCUUUGGGGUUCUGUGUUUGCAACAGGAAUUGUCUGUACAUUCUACUGUACUCUGGGAGGAUUAAAAGCAGUGGUGUGGACAGAUGCAUUUCAGAUGGUUGUUAUGAUUGUGGGCUUCCUGACUGUUCUUAUCCAAGGAUCAUCUCAUGUUGGUGGAUUCCACAAUGUAAUAGAGCAAUCAAGAAAUGGAUCCCGAUUAAAUAUAAUUGACUUUGAUGUAGAUCCUCUCAGGCGGCACACUUUUUGGACAAUCGUAAUAGGAGGAACUUUUACAUGGCUUGGAAUAUAUGGAGUUAAUCAAUCAACCAUCCAGCGAUGCAUUUCUUGCAAAACAGAAAAGCAUGCUAGGCUUGCCUUAUACUUUAACUUGUUGGGUCUCUGGAUCAUUCUGGUGUGUGCUGUCUUCUGUGGCUUAAUCAUGUAUUCCUACUUCAAAGACUGUGACCCAUGGACUUUUGGCAUUGUCUCAGCACCAGAUCAGUUGAUGCCAUACUUUGUCAUGGAGAUAUUUGCGACAAUGCCAGGGCUUCCAGGACUUUUUGUAGCUUGUGCCUUCAGCGGAACUCUGAGCACUGUAGCUGCAAGCAUCAAUGCCUUAGCAACAGUGACCUUCGAAGACUUUGUCAAGAGCUGUUUUCCCCAUAUUUCUGAAAAGAAGAGCACCUGGAUCAGUAAAGGAUUAUGUCUCUUGUUUGGUGUGAUGUGUACCUCCAUGGCCGUGGCUGCAUCCCUCAUGGGGGGUGUUGUGCAGGCUGCCCUCAGCAUCCAUGGCAUGUGUGGGGGACCAAUGCUGGGUUUGUUCUCUCUGGGACUCAUAUUCCCUUUUGCGAACUGGAAGGGUGCACUAGGAGGCCUUCUUACAGGAAUCACCUUGUCAUUUUGGGUGACCAUCGGGGCCUUUGUUUACCCUGCACCACCCGCUAAGACGUGGCCCUUGCAUUUAUCAAUAGACAAGUGUGAUCAUUCCAAUAUGACAUCAGUACCUCCGGUAACAUUAAGCAGACCUGCGUUAGCUGACUCCUGGUACUCGCUCUCGUACCUUUACUUCAGCACAGUGGGCUGCCUGGGAUGCAUUGUUGCUGGAAUAAUAAUCAGCUUCAUUACAGGUCCCCAAAAAGGCAAAGAUAUCCAACCACAGUUAAUUAGACCAGUUUGCAAUUUAUUUUGCUUCUGGUCUAAGAAAUACAAAAGAUUGUGCUGGUGUGGAGUUCAGCAUGACAGUGAGAAAGAGCAUGAAAACCUUGACAGUGGCAGUGACUGGAAACAAGGGACUGAAUCUGUUUUACAGAAUGGACUUCGUGGAGAAAGCUUGGCUCAUGUCCCAGGCUAUGAUCCGAAGAACAAAAGCUACAGCAAUAUGGCAUUUGAGAAAGUUACCCAUUUUUAG
Messenger RNA from Lepus europaeus (European hare), 1863 nucleotides. RefSeq names its product solute carrier family 5 member 12 (gene SLC5A12). Lineage: Eukaryota; Metazoa; Chordata; Mammalia; Lagomorpha; Leporidae. The transcript has 15 exons. The coding region runs from base 7 to 1863 and encodes 618 amino acids. The record is from RefSeq and is a predicted model, not a curated record. Gene Ontology annotation, biological process: sodium ion transport; transmembrane transport. Gene Ontology annotation, molecular function: lactate transmembrane transporter activity; symporter activity. Gene Ontology annotation, cellular component: membrane.